AACAAUCAUAAGUACUGUAACAGUGAAAUGAGCAAAGUGCUGUGAAAGCUACAGACUACCCUCCACAACUUAGUCUUGAAGAAAAGGUUGCAACGAAAGUCACAGUGAGAUGCCACGUGCCCCCAUCAGGCCCCUUUCCUGAUUGGAGAUUUCCAGCACAAUAAUCUACUGGAAGAAGUUUUGAACAGUUGUAGUGCCUGUGGGCUACCCAGUUAGGCAUAUUCAGUGGAAAGCUAAAAAAACGAGUCUGCAAGUCUAGAUCUCAGGAGAGAGAGACGGAGUCCCUGUAUGUAACUCACACAGACCUGUGAUUUUCCGUGUGCACAGGCAGGAAGGACUUGGGGGCAGAUUAGAAUCUCUCAGGGUCACGUUGUUUUUCAAACCACCAUCCCCUCCAGUGCCCAAGAUCCUGCUUCCCCCUUCACUUUGGUGACAUCUUUCCUGGCUUAAGAAUAAUUGUCGGAAGCGAGAGACCGUCUUGAUAGACACGUGUCACGCGGGUGAACCACAGGGAAGCAGGAAACACGUUGAGAAACACUGGUGGCGGAGUAGUUAAAUGCUGGGGCGUGGAUAAAAGCUCAGGAAGAGUAAGAUGACGAAGAGGAUGGGGUUGAAACCUCAAGGAGACAGAGUUGUAAAGGGUAUGACUUAAAUUCCAGCGUCUUGAAAUGUGUUAUGGUCAAGGCACCUGCCUGUUGAUGCCUGGUAGACAUCUUUGAACUUUAAAAACGGAGAAGACCUGCUUUUAGAGGAAAAUGCUGAGGGACGCUAUGAAGUCUUGGAAUGAUAGCCAGUCAGAUCUUUGCAGCACUGACCAUGAAGAGGAAGAAGAGAUGGUUUUUGGUGAAAAUGAAGACGACUUGGAAGAGAUGAUGGAUUUAAGUGACCUGCCUACCUCACUUUUUGCUUGCAGUGUCCAUGAAGCAGUGUUUGAGGUGCCGGAGCAGAAGGAGAGAUUUGAAGCGCUUUUCACCAUCUAUGAUGACCAAGUUACGUUUCAGUUGUUCAAAAGCUUUAGAAGAGUCCGAAUAAAUUUCAGCAAGCCUGAGGCGGCGGCACGGGCUCGGAUAGAACUCCACGAGACAGACUUCAAUGGCAGGAAGCUGAAGCUCUACUUCGCACAGGUACAGAUGCCCAGUGAAACACGGGACAAGUCCUAUUUACAGCCACCCCAACCUGCCAAGCAGUUCCUCAUCUCCCCUCCUGCGUCACCUCCGGUGGGCUGGAAGCAGGGGGAAGACGCAACACCUGUUAUAAACUAUGAUUUACUCUGUGCUGUUUCCAAGUUGGGACCAGGAGAGAAAUAUGAACUUCACGCAGGAACCGAAUCCACACCAAGCGUGGUGGUUCAUGUCUGUGAAAGUGAAACUGAAGAGGAAGAAGAAACAAAAAACCCCAAACAGAAAAUCACCCAGACGCGGCGCCCAGGACCUCCGACCGCAGCGCUGAGCGAGCCCCGGGCCUUCGACUGUGCGCUUUGAGGCUUUGGUGGCGCGGCGCGGAGCCGCUGCCCACCGGGCCUGGGAUGUCGGGGACAUGCCCAUCGGUGACCUUGGCCACUGCUCCGCCAAGGGGAGGCCAGGGGGCAUGGAGCACCCGCACUGGGGACAGUAGAACACGGUGUAGCAGUUUUAACUGAUCAGUUAAAAUCACAGCUUUUAACUGAUGUUCUGAACAGCAUAUUACUUUAAAGGAUUAGCCCCCACCACGUGGCAGCUCUUGACCACUUUUAAACAGCAAAUUAGGAGAAUGGCUUCCUCCAGAAACAUUGAUUUCCCUGAUUCUGGAUAGCACGGGGUACCCCAAAGUGAAAACUGUAGUCACCCAGGGCAGUUCCAUUUUUGAGAACUUAAAAAUAGUUUUACAAUUAAAAAAAAAAAUUAGUCUUAACAAUUUUAAUAAUCUAGUCAGGUAUGUUUGUAACGGUCUAUUGGCUUCCAACAAGUCUGUUGGUCAAAGAUUCAUCGCUAUUCAAUAUACAUGGAAUUUUUGGCCCAGAAAGAGACCUGACAUAGAGAAUAAUUCAUAGAAAAUAAUUUUUUUUUCUCAAGUGGUUUUUUUUUUUCUUUAGCUUUGGGGAAGAAAUGCCCAGUUCCCUUCAACUGUCAGAUCAAGGUGCCCAAAUCUACGUGCACACUGUUCUCAUCACAAAGUGAUCCAUAAUAGGCCCCAGUUCCUGAUACGCCGCCCAGGCAAAGAGCUGCUGCUUUGGGAACGAGACACAUCACCUGUGAGCUUGAUGACUGUGACCUUGAUGCCUGUGACCUCAUGCGGCUGCCACACUGUCCCAUUUGUGACACAUCCUGGCCUGUAGCUUGGACUGUCUUCAGCCACCAGUUGAGUGGUCAUUAUUCAUAUUUGUGUGUCAUCAUUCAUAGACUUUAAAUCAGAAAAAGUACUGAUAAGAUUUUCUAAAGACUGUUUUUAAAUUGUCCAUUCAAACAUUUUUCUGUUGGCUUUGACACAGAAGUCACACACGUUGUUUUUCUGUGAGUUAGGGAAAGAUGUAACAGAUAGGGAUAAUUCAUUGGUCAGAGUUUCUUUUGGGUGAAAUUUGUUUACCGUGGCUUCCCGUUGGCGUUUUCCCUUAAAACAGAAUUGUUUCCUGCUUGUGUUUGAGGGUGUAUCAUUGAACAGACAUCUUCUUAACUCUUUUGUGGUCUGUUUGAAUUUCGAAGUCCUUUUUGUAGAAAAGUGUCGUAACUAAGAAUGCUUUGCUUCAGAUCAGGUAGCCAUACUGGUUCUCUGCUCCCUCCAUCGUUUUCUUUGUAAGACAAGUGUCUGGGGCUCCUCGCUGUGUCUGUGCGAGGACUUGUGAGUUUGGACUAAUAAACCAGUGUGGCUGCCACAACAACGAAAGAAAAAUGUAGAAAUUCAGAUCAUGCUUUCGAAACAUUUUUGGUAACGUGUUUCUGUGGUCUAGAUGUUCUUAUUGUGGUAGAAUUUAUUUCUAAGGACUUAAACUUUAUUGCAAAAAAAAAGUUUUCUAUAUUUUCCUUACCUUAAAAUAUGCUAAGAUGAUCAACUCUUCUGUUUGUAUAUAUCCACCACUGGUAAGCCUCGAUGUAAAAUUCAGUUGAAAUUUGUGAUUCUGCAAGCAGCUUAUUAAACUUAUUAAAUUUAUUAUUUGGCAGUUUAACUGGCAGCCACUUAAUAAAUUUACUUUGCAGUUCUAAAUUCAA
Molecule: messenger RNA, 3182 nt
Organism: Odocoileus virginianus texanus
Lineage: Eukaryota; Metazoa; Chordata; Mammalia; Artiodactyla; Cervidae
Gene: RCAN3
Product: RCAN family member 3
Biological process (GO): calcium-mediated signaling
Cellular component (GO): cytoplasm; nucleus
Molecular function (GO): calcium-dependent protein serine/threonine phosphatase regulator activity; nucleic acid binding
Source: RefSeq, a predicted model, not a curated record